Molecule: messenger RNA, 2070 nt
Organism: Pseudovirgaria hyperparasitica
Lineage: Eukaryota; Fungi; Ascomycota; Dothideomycetes; Acrospermales; Acrospermaceae
Product: MFS general substrate transporter
Exons: 3
Coding region: 180-1613 (477 amino acids)
Biological process (GO): transmembrane transport
Molecular function (GO): transmembrane transporter activity
Source: RefSeq, a predicted model, not a curated record
UGAGUAUAGAUCAUAUAUGAUGAACAAAGCAGCUCUGACAGUUCUCCAUAUAUACUCUCUCAUUGCAAUCGUCAUUUCCAACUAUCUCGCUUGCUGGAGCUUUACAUCUCUCAUUUUUCUUCUGCCCCUUCUUUCCUCUCUUCCAUCUCUUCAUCAUCUGGAGCAAAACAUAAAUCACAAUGACGACCACACUGACGCGCUCGACGACGACAUCGCAGACAGACCUUGACGCUGUGAAAGAAAAAGACGACCAUCAUGAUUCCAUCGAUCUGGAAAAGGCCCCAUCGUCCGCUGCGUCUUCAACCCACAGUCCACUGCCAUCUCGCAAAUAUCAUGGCCUGUCCUGGUUCGCUGUCUGCGCUGCCGUCUACUCAUCCGCGUUCCUCUACGGCCUCGACACUACCAUCGUCGCCGACAUCCAGUCCUUUGCCGUCGAAGACUUUGGAGAUGUCGAAAAGCUCGGAUGGCUUGGAAUUGGAUUCGCAUUGGGCAGCGUAGCAACAAUUCUGAGCUUUGGAAAAGCAUAUGGGGUCUUUGAUGUAAAAUGGCUCUUCAUCGCCUCUCUCGUCAUGUUCGAAGCAGGCUCUGCACUAUGUGGAGGGGCACCAAGCAUGAAUGCACUCAUCGUCGGUCGCGUGUGGGCCGGCGCAGGUGGUGCAGGCAUGUAUCUAGGCGCUCUUAACAUUGUGGCGAUAAACACCAGCAACAAGGAACGGCCGUUAUACACAAGCUUGAUCGGCCUCUUCUGGGGGGCUGGAUGUAUUCUAGGGCCUGUAAUUGGCGGUGCUUUUGCGGACUCGGCUGCGACGUGGCGUUGGGCAUUCUACAUUAAUCUCAUCCUAUUCGCGCUUGUGAGCCCUGUUCUGGUCUUUGUACUGGAAUCUUACCUCCCCCAGCCAGACAAGACUCUUAGCCAACGCCUCCGCAACAUGGACUGGCUUGGGGUAAUCCUCAACGCCGCAGUCUACGUGCUCUACACCAUGCCACUCACGCUGGGCGGUACAACAUGGUCCUGGACAGAAGGCCGGCAAAUUACGCUAUACGUCGUCUUCUUCGCCGCACUCAUCCUCUUCGCUGUAACCCAGAAAUACUCCAUCUUCACAACCCCUGAGAACCGACUUUUUUCUGUCGACUUCCUCAAGGAUCGGACCAUGGUGUUACUGUACAUCGCCACCUCCUGUGUCGCAAGUACGAUGUUCAUAGUCAUCUAUUAUAUCCCCCUAUACUUCUCCUUCGUCUUCGGCUUCUCUGGCGUCCAAUCCGCGGUCGCAUUGCUCCCCUUCAUCGUCGUCGCAAUCACCAGCAUCAUGCUCAACGGCGCCCUCAUGCCUCGCUUCGGAUACUACCAGCCGUGGUACAUCGCCUCCUUCUUCUUCAUGACAAUCGGCGGCGCGCUCACAUACGCCCUCGUCGACGUACACACGUCCAAGUCCACAAUCUACGGCUUCUCCGUCCUCAUGGCCCUCGGUGCCGGUCUCGCGCAACAAGCAGCUUACAGCGUCGCUGCAAGCAAAGUCGAACUGCACCGCGUGCCUGAUGCCAUCGGCUUCAUCAACACGAGCCAGAUCGGUUCCACCGUCAUUGCACUGACGAUUACAAGCGCGAUGUUCUAAAAUAUCGGAUAUGCGCACGUCAAGGCAGCGUUAAAGGGGCUAGACUUUUCACCAGCGGAAAUCAGGGCAGCGUUAACGGGCACGAAGAGUACUGUGUUUCAGACUGUGGGUGAAGAUGUGCGACAAGCGGUGAUUGAGGCAAUUGUGAAGGCCAUUAGCAAUGCGUAUGUGUUGGUAAUUGUGGCGGGGGCUCUGGGGCUCGUGGCGAGCUUGCUGAUGAGGAGAGAGAAGCUCUUUAUGGAGAUCGUGGCUGGGGGUUAGUGGAGUGCAGAAUGAGCGGUGUACGGAAUUGGCACAUAAGAGUUUGGCAGGCUGUGGAAGGCGUCGCCUAACUGACAUCCUAUCAAUGUGCGCAUGGUGGAUUUGAUUAUAGACAUAAUACCUGUCAGAAGUGGGACGGAUUUGGUCAUUUGGAUAGAAAGUGUGUACACAUGAUUGUAUAAUCAGAUACUAUAAU